Messenger RNA from Miscanthus lutarioriparius, 384 nucleotides. Lineage: Eukaryota; Viridiplantae; Streptophyta; Magnoliopsida; Poales; Poaceae. The record is from the annotation of a GenBank genome assembly.
AUGGGGUACGCGCAGCUCGUCAUCGGCCCCGCUGGGAGCGGCAAGUCAACUUAUUGCUCCAGUUUGCACGACCAUUGCCAGACUGUGGGCAGGACAAUUCAUAUUGUCAAUCUCGAUCCAGCUGCUGAGCACUUUGACUAUCCUGUAGAUAUGGAUAUCAGAGAGCUGAUUUCAUUGGAUGAUGUUAUGGAGGAGAUUGGGCUGGGGCCAAAUGGUGGUCUCAUCUACUGCAUGGAGCACCUAGAAGACAGCUUGGAUGAUUGGUUUGAUGAACAGCUAGAGAACUACUUGGAUGAUGACUAUCUUGUGUUUGAUUGCCCUGGCCAGAUUGAACUCUUCACGCAUGUUCCAGUUCUGCAGAGCGGAACUUUGUUGAGCACCUGA